This is a messenger RNA of Leishmania major strain Friedlin, 1185 nucleotides long. RefSeq lists its product as hypothetical. The transcript has a single exon. Gene Ontology annotation, molecular function: protein binding. The coding region runs from base 1 to 1185 and encodes 394 amino acids. The record is from RefSeq and is a predicted model, not a curated record. NCBI's taxonomy places the organism in Eukaryota, Euglenozoa, Kinetoplastea, Trypanosomatida, Trypanosomatidae.
AUGUACCGCUGCGGGCUGCCUCUCUCCACACGCAGGCAUGUGCCGACAGCCCUUGUCCACAGUGGCAAGGGCGUCGCGAGGCGCAACAGCGGGGCUACCUGGACUGCACGCCGCAGCUUCACGAGCAGUCCAACGCUGCGCUCCUCUCCACCCGUCUCGGAGUUGCCUUCUUCUACCCCUGCCGCACCCUCUCCGUUGCCAUUCCCUUCGGCGUUUACAGCCAGCAAUGCUGCCGAGACUGCUGCAGUCCCUUCUGCGGGCACCUCGUCUCCGCUCGGCACUGGUACUGAUGCUGCGGUUACUGCAACCGUGAAUGACCUUCAUGCUGGCCAGGUACCCAGCACACCUGCGGAGGUGGAGGAAGCGUUUGCCUGCUCUGUGCAAGCGCGCACGGUCAGCAAUGUGCAACUGCGCCGCUACAUUGACCACCUGCCGCCGAAGGACUACUCCUUGGCGCUGGCGGCCGUGAAGGGUGCCAAGUCUGCCGGGCUGCGCAUCAGCGCCUCCACCUAUGAGGCACUCCUUUCCUCUCUCAUGAGCGGCGGGCAGCUGCGGGCAAGCAUGGAGCUCUACAAAGCUAUGAUAAAGCAGCACGUGGCGCCGACGCCGAACAUGUACGCAGCGUUGAUGGAGAUGUGCCUGCAGCGCGGCAUGCCCAAAGCUUGUCAGUCACUAUUCGACGAUAUGCAACAGCGCGGCGUGCGACCUGCUGCCCGCAAUUACGAGCUGAUGAUCACAAGCCUCUCCGCAGAGGUGCCGCCGCAGUGGGCGCGCGCUAUCGAGGUCUUUGACAGGAUCUCUCGUGAGCGCAGAAGUCGCAUCACCGCCAAGACCUACAAUGCCCUCAUGCGGGUCUACAUGAACAUGGAUCCGUUCGACUGGCGCAUCGUAUAUAACUGCUACAGCGAAAUGCGCAACCGUCGUCCGCGUGUGCCGCUGGAGUGGGAGAGCUAUCUCAUCCUCUGCGAGGCGCUGCGAAAGGGCCGGGCCGGCUACGUGCGCAGGGGCAUGGCAUACAUAGAUGCCUGGAUCGCUGUGACGCCGCUGCGCUCGUGGAACUUCUUGAUAGGGGCGAUGGUGUACUUGGCGUUCAUGAUGGUGCUGAAGUCGAUCAUGGGGUACUUCGUCGUGUGGUACUACGAGUCGAGUGUCCCCUCCACGUCGGACUCCGUGCUUCCCAGGUGA